This is a messenger RNA of Podospora anserina S mat+, 1722 nucleotides long. RefSeq lists its product as uncharacterized. Gene Ontology annotation, molecular function: RNA binding; ATP binding; aspartate-tRNA ligase activity. The transcript has 4 exons. The record is from RefSeq and is a predicted model, not a curated record. Lineage: Eukaryota; Fungi; Ascomycota; Sordariomycetes; Sordariales; Podosporaceae. Bases 1 to 1722 code for a protein of 573 amino acids. Gene Ontology annotation, cellular component: cytosol; cytoplasm; aminoacyl-tRNA synthetase multienzyme complex. Gene Ontology annotation, biological process: aspartyl-tRNA aminoacylation.
AUGGCCGAACCCACGCCAAAUCCCGCCCCUCCUGCUGAGACCCCAGAGGUUGCUGGUGAGGAUGCUGGCCCCUCCAAGAAGGCCCUGAAGAAGGCUGAGGCCAAGGCUAAGAAAGAGGCCGAGAAAGCCAAGCGGGCUGCUGAGAGAGCUGCUGCUACUGCUCAGGCCAACGCUGCUGCUGCUGAGGACCAUGCCACGGGCAAUUAUGGCCAAGAGACUCAUGAGACCAAGCUGUCCGAGGAUGCCACCGAGAUCAGUCUUAAGACGCUCAACGAUGAGCAUCUCGGCAAGAAGGUCAAACUUAGAGCUUUUCUCCAGAAUGCGAGAAUGCAAGGCGCCAAGAUGGCCUUUGUUGAGCUGAGAGAAACCGGCAACUGGGCGAUCCAGGGCGUGGUUGCGGCGAACGCUGAUGGUUCAGUGAGCCGUCAAAUGGUCAAGUUUAUCGGAUCAGUUAACCCUGAGUCCUUCGUGGUUGUUGAAGCCACAGUCGAGAAGCCUCUUGAGCCCGUCAAGAGUUGUCGUGUCUCCAACUACGAGCUCCACUUGACCAAGCUUUUUGUCAUUUCCUCUGCUCCCGCCAUGUUGGGCAUGACCCUCUCGACAGCCAACAAGGCUGUCACAAACUUCAGCGAUGAAGAGGCCCCCGCGGAAGCGCCUGUGGAGGGUGUUGAGAAGCUGAGCAUUUCUGGCGAGGUCUCCGGUCCUCCGGCCGCCUCGAUGCUUACGCAUUUGGACAACAUUGUCAUGCACAAGCGCUCUUAUGUCCAGCAGGCCAUUGCUGACAUCCGCGUUGAGGUGAAGCACCUGUUCCGUUCUUACCUGCGCGAGCACGGUUUCAAGGAGUUUGAGCCUCCCUGCCUCAUUGCUGCCGCCUCCGAAGGUGGUGCCAAUGUGUUCCGCCUGCCUUAUUUCGAGAAAGAGGCUUUCCUUGCCCAGUCACCACAGUUUUACAAGCAGAUCGAAGUUCUUGCGGGAAGAAAGCGUGUCUUCUGUGUUGGGCCCGUGUUCAGAGCCGAGAACAGCAACACACCCAGACACAUGACCGAGUUCACAGGUCUCGAUUUGGAAAUGGAGGUGACUGAUUACCAGGAAGCUUUGCACAUGCUUGAGGGUGUACUCCUUCACAUCUUCCGCACCAUCAAGAAGACUUGCGCAGAUGAGAUCGCUCUCGUACGGUCGGUAUAUCCCUCGGAGGAGUUUCUCUUACCCGAGGAGGGCAAGGAGGUCCGCUUGACUUUUGCUGAGGGCCAAAAGCUCUUGAGAGAAGAAGGCCCAGAGGAAUUCAGAAAUGUCAGCGACUUCGAGGAUAUGAGCACACCCCAAGAGAAGGCUCUGGGUGCUCUCAUCAAGAAGAAGUACAACACCGACUUCUAUGUGUUGGACAAGUUCCCAUCUGAUGCCCGCCCCUUCUACGCUAAGGAGGAUCCCACUAAUCCCAAGGUCACAUUGGCUUACGACAUGUUCAUGAGAGGGCAAGAGAUUCUGUCCGGUGGUCAGCGUAUCCACGAUCCUGUGGAGCUUGAAGCUCGCCUUCGCACCAAGGGUGUCGACCCUAAGAGCCCGGGCAUUCGCGAAUACGUUGACCUGUUCCGUCAAGUCGGAGCGCCACCCCACGCUGGUGGAGGCAUUGGUCUUGAUCGUGUUGUUGCGUGGUAUCUCAACCUUCCCAGUGUUCACCUUGCCGCCUACUACCCACGCACCCCCAAGAGAUUGUUGCCUUGA